GUGGGGGGGGGGGGGCGGAGCCCGUGCCCGGUGCUCGGGGCCCACUCGGGGCCGAAUCCUGCGCCAUGGCCGGGGCCCGCUGGGCGCUGCUGGUGCUGAGCGUGGCGGCCGCCGCCGGGAGCGGCGAUGCCGGGGAGCGGCUUCACGUCUGCAAGGAGUCCGAGUACCACUACGAGUACACGGCGUGUGACAGCGCGGGCUCGCGGUGGCGGGUGGCGGUGCCGCACACACCGGGGCUCUGCACCGGGCUGCCGGACCCCGUCAGGGGCACCGAGUGCUCGUUCUCCUGCAGGGCAGGCGAGUUCCUGGACAUGAAGGCGCAGCGGUGCCGGCCCUGUGCCGAGGGCACCUACUCCUUGGGUACCGGCGUCCGCUUCGAUGAGUGGGAUGAGGUGCCCCACGGCUUCGCCAGCGUCGCCACCAGCCUGGACAGCGAUGACGGCUUUGGGGACGCGGUGGAGAACUGCACGGGGUCAACGUGGGUGCCGCUGGGGGACUACGUGGCCUCCAACACGGAUGAGUGCACGGCCACGCUCAUGUACGCCGUCAACCUCAAGCAGUCGGGGACCGUGUCCUUCGAGUACCUCUACCCCGACAGCAGCAUCGUCUUUGAGUUCUUUGUGCAGAACGACCAGUGCCAGGCCACGGUGGAGGAGUCGCGCUGGAUGCGGACGACGGAGAAGGGUUGGGAAUUCCAUAGCGUGGAGCUGAGCCGCGGGAACAACGUCCUCUUCUGGCGCACCACGGCCUUCUCCGUGUGGUCCAAGGUGCCCAAGCCGGUGCUGGUGAGGAACAUCGGCAUCACCGGGGUGGCCUUCACCUCCGAGUGCUUCCCUUGCAAACCCGGCACCUUCGCGGCCGCCGCCGGCUCCUCCUCCUGCCAGCCCUGCCCCGCCGACACCUCCUCGGGCAAAGGGGCCACCUCCUGCCAGCCCUGCGAGCCCGGCAGCUACGCGGAGCCCGGCUCAGCCUCCUGCAAGCCGCGGCCGCCCUGCACGGACAAGGAUUACUUCUACACUCACUCUGCGUGCGAUGAGCACGGGGAGACGCAGUUGAUGUUCAAAUGGGCUGAACCCAAGGUGUGCAGCGAGGAGCUCCCGCAAGCGGCCAAGCUGCCGCCGUCGGGGGGCCGGACCCGGUGCCCCCCCUGCAAUCCCGGCUUCGCCGCCGUCAACGGCUCCGCCUGCCAGCCCUGCCCGCUGGGUUCCUACUCCAACGGCUCCGGCUGCCUGAGCUGCCCCGCGGGCACGGAGCCGGUGCUGGGGCUGGAGUACAAGUGGUGGAACGUGCUGCCCCCCAACAUGGAGACCACGGUGCUGAGCGGCAUCAACUUCGAGUACAAGGGGAUCGCAGGCUGGGAGGUGGCCGGGGACUACAUCUACACGGCAGCCGGAGCCUCCGACAACGACUUCAUGAUCCUCACGUUGGUGGUGCCCGGCUUCAGCCCCCCAAGCCCGGUGCUGGAGGAUGCGGAGAGCAAGGAGGUGGCCAGGAUCACCUUUGUCUUUGAGAUGAUCUGCAGCGUGAACUGCGAGCUCUACUUCAUGGUGGGCAUCAACUCCCACACCAACACCCCGGUGGAGACGUGGACGGGCCCGCGGGGGAAGCAGUCCUACACGUACGUGGUGGAGAAGAACGCGAGCAUGAGCUUCACGUGGGCUUUCCAGCGCACCCCGUACCACGAGGAGGGCCGGCGCUACACCAGCGACGUGGCCAAGCUCUACUCCAUCAACGUCACCAACGUCCUCGGGGGGGUGGCUUCCUUCUGCCGGCGCUGCGGCCCCGAGGCCGCGGGGUCCUGCACCCCCUGCCCCCCCGGGCACGUCAUGGAGCAUGGGGCGGGCGCCUGCCGGCCCUGCCCCCCCGGCACCUACCUGCGGGGUCACCCCUCCGAUGGGCUCCCCGCCUGCCAACCCUGCGGGCCCGGCACCUACAGCAACCAGCUCCGCUCGCUCUGUUUCAACAACUGCUCGGCCGCGCUGCCGCUGCGGGGCCGCCUCCUCCGCUUCGAGUUCCCCAAGAUGGCGGCGGCCGCGGGGCUCAGCACGGGCCCGGCCUUCACCCCCCGCGGGCGGAGGUACCGGCAUCACUUCCGGGUCAGCCUCUGCGGGCCGCAGGGCCGGAAGGCGGCCGCCUGCAGUGACAACGUGACGGAGGCGCGGCGCCGCGUGGUCACGGGUUACGUGUGCCAGGCCACGCUCGUGCCCCCCGACCGCCCCCACCGCCAGGGCCCCAUCUCCUCCCAGCCCAUCAGCCUCGGGGACCGCAUCCUGGGUGUCACCACCAGCUCCACCCUGGACGGCAUCACAUCCCCUGCGGAGCUCUUCCCCCCGGGACACCCCGACCUGCCCGACAUCAUCUUCUUCUACCGGUCCAAUGAUGUGACACAGCCGUGCGGCUCCGGCCGCGCCACCGCCAUCCGCCUGCGCUGUGACCCACUGCGCCCUGGGCCCGGCACCCUGAGCGUGCCCAGCAAAUGCCCCGAGGGCACUUGUGACGGCUGCACCUUCCACUUCCUGUGGGUGACGGGUGAAGGGUGCCCCCGCUGCUCCGCCAGCCACUAUCGCCCCAUUGUCAGCGCUUGCCUUGGUGGCGUCCAGAGAACCACCUACGUGUGGCGGGAGCCGCGGCUGUGCCGGGGCGGUCGGGGCCUUCCGCUGCCGGUGACGCGGCCGUGCCGGAGCGCCGAUUUCUGGCUGAAGGUGGGGAUCUCAGCGGGCACCGGCGCCGCCGCGCUCUUGGCCGCCCUCGCCGCCUACUUCUGGAAGAAGAACCAAAAGUUGGAGUACAAGUACUCCAGGCUGGUGAUGAGCGCGGCGGCCAAGGAGAGCGAGCUGCCGGCGCCGGACACUUGUGCCAUCAUGGAGGGGGAGGACGCGGAGGACGAUGUGGUUUUUGCUACCAAAAAGUCCCUUUUUGGCAAAAUCAAGUCCCUGACGUCGAAGAGGCUGCCGGAUGGCUUCGACUUGGUGCCGCUCAAGACAUCAUCCGGUGGCAGCGCCAUGGAGCUGUGAUGGGUGCGGGGGUCCCCAUCCC
Messenger RNA from Pezoporus flaviventris, 3036 nucleotides. It is a transcript of the gene ELAPOR1, whose product is annotated as endosome-lysosome associated apoptosis and autophagy regulator 1. Bases 66 to 3014 code for a protein of 982 amino acids. The record is from RefSeq and is a predicted model, not a curated record. Gene Ontology annotation, biological process: autophagosome assembly; positive regulation of vacuole organization. Gene Ontology annotation, cellular component: extracellular exosome; trans-Golgi network; lysosome. The transcript is spliced from 22 exons. Lineage: Eukaryota; Metazoa; Chordata; Aves; Psittaciformes; Psittacidae.